Molecule: messenger RNA, 1494 nt
Organism: Amorphotheca resinae ATCC 22711
Lineage: Eukaryota; Fungi; Ascomycota; Leotiomycetes; Helotiales; Amorphothecaceae
Exons: 2
Coding region: 1-1494 (497 amino acids)
Biological process (GO): mRNA splicing, via spliceosome
Cellular component (GO): nucleus; spliceosomal complex
Molecular function (GO): zinc ion binding; RNA binding
Source: RefSeq, a predicted model, not a curated record
AUGAUUUUGGAGGAGCAGAGAUUCCUCCACGAGGAUCUCGAGAGGUUGGAGCAGGGUAUCAGUGAUCGAGUGGCGCAAGAACCCCGACAAAUUCGUGAAAGACUCAACCGCGACCACCAGAUCGCGGGCUUCCUUGAUCGAAUUCAAGAUCAAUCCAAACGAUUACUCGACAUCUACAAGGACGCAGAUGGCGCGCGCACCAAGGAAAUCCAGUCUAUCUCCACGGGUGAGCCGCUGGAAGAGUUCUACAAACAGCUGGCUGAAAUCAAGUCUUUUCAUCAGAGAUAUCCAAAUGAACCUGUCGAGAAUCUUGAGCGCGCGUAUAAGAUAAGGUCACCAGGAGAGGGGGAGACGAUCACAUCCGAGAUUGACAACAUGUUUACUGGCGAGGAGGAGUAUGGAAAAUACUUCGAUCUUACCAUCAUCCACGAGCUCUACCUCAACCUCCCUAGCAUCAAACGCCUGACCUAUCUCCAAUACCUCGACUCAUUCGAUGUUUUCACACCUCCACAGUGUAAUAUCAAACGGCCCGACAAGAUGACGGACCAGUAUUUCGCUUAUGUGACACAGUUGGCCGAGUAUCUCGAAAGCUUUAUGCGGCGGACAAGACCACUCGAAGAUCUAGACAAGGUCUUCAAAAGCUUUGAUGACGACUUUGAGAAAGCCUGGAACAAUAAUGAGGUGCCUGGAUGGAAGCUGGAAGCAGGACCAACGAAUGGGCCAGCUACCGAUGCAAUUUGGUGUCAGGAUUGUGAAAAGGAGUUCAAGAACGAAAAUGUUUACAAGAGCCACCUCAGCGGCAAGAAACACAUCAAGGCAGCAGAGCUGAGAGCAGCCCGGUUAGCAGAGUCGGGAGGCGAGACGAAUGGGUCGUCAAAUAGGAGUUCAAACGUAUUGCGCUUGAAAGAGCGUGCAAUAGCAGAGCGUGAGACUAGAGUGAAGCGUCUCGCAGCAGCAAUGUCACAGGAAAGGAGCGACACGAAAGUCAAUGUUGAGCGAAAGCAGGGUAUGACGGACCGGGAGCGACAGUUGGAGUUGGAAGCAAGGUUCGCGGAAGCUUCAACUGCGACACCCCAGGGUGGCGACUCAGAUAGCGAGUCUGAUAAUGACGAGAAAAUAUACAACCCUCUGAAGUUGCCGCUAGCCUGGGAUGGCAAGCCGAUUCCUUUCUGGUUGUACAAGCUCCAUGGUCUCGGCGUCGAGUUCAAGUGCGAAAUCUGCGGGAACUAUGUCUACAUGGGACGGCGCGCGUUCGACAAGCACUUCAACGAGGCGCGUCAUAUUUACGGGUUGAAAUGUUUGGGAAUCACGAAUACCACGCUAUUCAGAGAAAUCACUGGCAUAGACGAUGCGAGAAAACUUUGGGAUAAGAUUCAGAGUGACAAGAAGAAGGCCAGGGCUGAUGAUGGUGGCAUAGUCCAAAUGGAGGAUGCGGAAGGUAAUGUUAUGCCAGAAAAAGUGUACUUGGAUUUGCAGAAGCAAGGGUUACUAUAA